Messenger RNA from Ectocarpus sp. CCAP 1310/34, 3793 nucleotides. Lineage: Eukaryota; Phaeophyceae; Ectocarpales; Ectocarpaceae. The record is from the annotation of a GenBank genome assembly.
AGCAGCAGCAGCAGCAAAACAAAAGGGGUCCAGACCGAUUAGUUGCCGACAAAGACGAAUGGGACGACCUUCCAUUCGUGCGUGGUGGUGCGGCAUCCCCUCAGCACCUCGCUGCCCACCAAGCCGAUCAUCACCGGGGACCAGCAUAUCCACGCCCGCAGCAGCAUUCGCCGCGCCAGCAGCAGCAUCCGCCGAAACAGCAGCAGCAUCCGCCGAAACAGCAGCAAUAUCCUCCGCCGAAACAGCAGGCCCGCAACGCUCCCCAGCAGCGAAAGCGUUCCCGAAGCAGCGGCGAUCCCUCAGCAGCGUCGAAAAUGUCAACAGCGGCGGGACAAGCAGUUGGGCAAUCAUCAUCGUCCAAUCCAGGCAGCAGGCUGCUGUCUCGCGCAGUCACGGUCCCUUACCCCGCGCAUUCAGGUCCGGGAGCAGUAGCGCCGACACUGGUGGCCAGCCAGGAACAUCAGCAGCAGCAGCAGCAGCAGCAGCAGAAGAAGAAGAAAGAAAAGGAGCCGGUGAUGUGCAGAGGGUUUGCGGCCGGAUACUGCUCGGCUGGGGUCGGGUGCUUCGACGUCCACGAUGGUUGGGCUUGCGAGGAGCGGCGAACAGCAUGGCUCGCCGGCGGCCGACUUCCCGACCCGCAGCCGCCGAGGUGGGGCUUGAUGAUCGAGACGGCAUCGAGAGGCGGUGGCCGCUACGGCGGCCUGCCGGGAAUUGCCGCCGGGGUACCCCCCGUUCUUGUGAUCGCAGACGUCGCCAACAAGAACAAGAUCACCGAGUUUGUCUGUCUCGCCAUGGAAGCCGCCACGGGACGGCAGCUCGGCCGGUUCGCUCGCUUUGUCCGGGUGGUGCCGACACCAAAACCACCGGCUGCACCAGUGGCAGCACUGCCCGCGCAAGUGGUGGUGGCCUCGGCAAUGCCACCUCACCAGCUGCAGCUCCAGCCGCCGCCGCCGCAGCAGCAGCUGCUGCUGCAGCUGCAACCCCAACAGCUGAUGCAACAACCUCAGCAGACGCCACUGUUCGGGGACGGGGUCCCAGGAGGGAUUGCUGUUGGUGACGGCGUCGUAACUGGGGGGGUGUCGAACCCGCUUUCCUCAGCAUUGCCGCUGCCAGACGUGCUCCAGGAGUUGCAACAGUGGAUGGCUUCAAUCGGGCUGAACCCAGGCCCAAGGGACGCAGCGGGGUUCAGCGAGCGCGGAAAUUUCAGGUGGGUGGUGACCCACGGAUCCGGGUUCCACCAUCUGCCGGAGUUGAUCGGGCAGCACAAGCUGCAGCUGCCGGACCACCUGCGCUCCUGGACCGACGCGGCGCGCAUGUGCGGAUGGGAAGCCGAACGACUAAACGUCCGCAUCGCAGCCUACAACGCUGAGGCCACCGGGCAAGGAGGAGGCGGCGGCGGCAGCGGUGGCCGCUGCGCGCCGCGUUCGGGGUCUCGAGGGGCGGGGGCGGCGGCGGAGUCGGCGGGAGCGAGGAGUCGGGGCAAGAAAAAACCGAUGAUUAAGCACUCGCUGCCGCAGUCGGGCCUGCCCGGCAUGCUCAAGUUUCUCGGGUGCCCCAAGGAGCCGGACAUCGCGCACCGCACCCGGCGCGGCAUGAAGGUGGUCGAAUCCCUCGCCCAAUGCGUGGUGUGCAUGGUGCGCCUCGGGAUCCCGAUACCGGUGACCUCUCGCAUCACCCAGGAGUGGGCUGGCGGCGGGGGUUACGCGGGCUGCCACCACGACGAACUCUCGAUCGACGAGCCCCAGGUGGUGCUGAAGGUGGUGCGGUACGGCCCAGAUGGCUUGCCCGUCGACGGUGCCGUGGCCGCCGCCGGGACGGGGCCGAUCGUGCGGCUGGGGCCUCAGGUGGUGGUGGGAGGAGGAGCGCUAAUUGUGAAUGCUCCGAAUCCGACCGCCGGAAUCAAUGGGAGCGCUAGCGGGGCGCCGACGCAGCAGCAGCCGCACAAGGCAAAGAAGAAGAACAAGCGGGGCAGCGCCCACAACGGCGUGAGCGCAAAUGGCGUGUAUGCCGAGGGACCUCCUUUCGUGGGCGGCCCCGCCCAGCAGCAGCAGCAGCAGCAGCAGCUCGGGCCCGGUGCACGUCCAGGUGACGGGCUGGGAGUAGGGCCGCAGUUGCAGAAUGGAGCAUCGGGAGGAGGAUGGGUUGGCGAGGCGGCCGGGGUUGGAGGCGGUAGAGGACAGCCGAUGCCGCACUGGCGACAAAACGCUCCCAUCAACUCGCUAGCCCCCGAUUACCUAGACUACUUCGUCCGGGAGAGGGAGCGCCAGUACUACAAGUCUGCAGGGAUCCUCCCGUACCGCCGUGAUCCCUCGUCGGGAGAGGUGUGGGUGCUGGUGGGCAGCGAGAUCCGGAAGAACAAGCUGGUCGUGAGCUGCUUGGGGGGGAAGAGGGAAGACAGCGAUGCCGGACCGGAGCACACCGCUUGGCGGGAGUUCUGGGAGGAGUCCGGAAAGGUCCUCGGCGACGACGAGCGCGCGAAUUUCUUAACGACCUGCUUCGAGGGCCGCGCCCGGGCGAUGUGGAUUCAGAGCGCGAAGAUGGCCGUGAUCGCGUGCGAGCUCGGCAGCCCGGACCUGGUGUCACUGCCCCGCCGCUUCGGGCUCGGCGGCCCUGGCGUCGACAAGCGAGACACGUCGAUGAUCGCCCUGCACUGGAUCUCCGCCACGGAGCUCCACAACGCCUGCAACAAGCGCGGCGGGACGGUGGUCGUCUGGGGGCCCGCAGUCCCGCAGCAGAGCGCGGCCCCGUCCCCGCAGCAGCAGCAGCAGCAGCAGCAGCAGCAGCAGCAGCAGCAGAUGAAUGGGACGGGGGAGGAGCGGCCGGGCGGCCUGAGUAGGCGGCAGCAGAAGAAGCUGCAGCGGGAGGCGGGGCGAGGAGGCGGCAGGGGCAGUGGCGGGGGCGGAGGUCGCGGUGGCCGCGGUGGCCGCGGUGGCCGCGGCGGCGGGAACGGAACGGCGGCUUCUCUACAGCUUCCCUUACACCAGCAGCAGCAGCAGCAGCAGCAGCAGCAGCAGCAGCAGCAGCAGGUGCAUCCGAUGGCCCCGCAGAUCGUGCCCACCGCGGUCGAGCCCUAUCCGCUCCUGAAGAGCCUCGUGGCUGAUCAAGCCUUCCAGCUGUUCUUCGCCCAGCUCGCGGCCGCUGGGAACAGCAAUCAGCGUUUUGUCCCGGUGUUGAACGGCACGGCGUAGAACGCUGCGUUUGCGAUGGAUUUGUCAUGUCCUGGUUGGUUGGAUCCGGAGCGCCUGGAAGGAGGGACGGCCUUGGGGGAGCAACAGCGGAGGAUGGACGGAACCCAGUGGCUGCAAAGAGAGUUCAUGGUGUAUGCAUUCGAAACAUGCUGCGCAUGUUUCGGUGUGGUUGAGUGGCCCGGGAUUUGCUCGGAAUCGGGUAACAACGAGCUUUGCAGCGCGUCGCUUCCAAUGGAGACCAGGAUUUCAUUAGCGAGAAAAAACUCACUCUGUCGGGACCGUGUAUGUAUACUCGUGAAGAAGGCACGGGGUGCGUCCAGCUGUGCUCGAUGUAUGCACCCGUAGGCGCUGACGAUUGGUAGUGCGUUGGUUUUAUUUUUUUAGGUGUUUUUGGAGAUGGAAGCCGUGAUUUUUAGCCGUAACUCUGUGCUGUACCGCUCAGUGAGCACCUCUGCACGGCAGGGCGGACAGCGCCCCGUUCGUUUGGGAGCAACGCCUCUCUGUGUUUUGGUGCCGCAAAGAUUUCUAGCGCUAGUAAAUACCAUGGUAUAUUUUAGAACAAAGUAAACCACGCGUGUGGCGAACCAAGCAUCGCAAUACGGGGG